GGUCUUCUUUCUUUAUCCUCUCCAUGCACAGGAAAGCUCAUCGGCAGCAUAGUUGAACCUCCCUUCUUCACUAUAAUCUACUCAUGGCUUCCUCCACAGCGACCAGUGAAGCGUCAUCCAGCUCCCGGUUUAUAGAAGCCUUCUCCUUCGCCUCCGGGGAGGACUACGCCUUCCAAGGAUUCUCGGACAGCUAUGGAAACGAGGAUGAUCGAAGGACUGGUCCUCUUUCUCUGCAUCUAUCAGCUCCUCCGCUUUCGCCUUCCUCCUACUUCGCCAUCCCCGCCGGCCUUAGCCCCACCGGCUUCUUGGACUCCCCUGAUCUCCUCUCAUUUAAUGUGUUUCCAUCUCCUACGUCUGGAUCGCUGCUUUCUUCACAAGCUUUCAAUUGGAGACCCACUGGUUCCGACUGUCAGCAAGGAAUAAAGGAUGAGGUCAAGUCCAACUCUGAGUUUUCUUUCCAAAUUCAAGCCAGUAAUGAAAAUAAUCGAGCAUCUUCCUUCCAAAAGGAGGCGGCCAUUGGAGGAGAAGGACGACAACAACAAGAGCAGCAAUCAUGGUUCCAGCAACAACAAUUCAGAAACACUAACAUCGAAGCUGAAUCCAUGGCUCCAACCCAAACAAAAUACGACGAGAGAAGGGGAUCGAACCAGCACGCAGCUGUUCAGACCCUGCAGAAGGGCUCAGAUGAUGGUUACAACUGGAGAAAGUACGGGCAGAAGCAGGUCAAGGGAAGUGAGAAUCCGCGAAGCUACUACAAGUGCACCUACCCGAAUUGCCCCACCAAGAAGAAGGUGGAGAGGUCUUUGGAUGGGCAAGUAACAGAGAUCGUGUACAAAGGCACACACAACCACCCGAAACCUCAGUCGAAGAGGAACUCAGCCUUCUCUCAAGCUUCUCGGCCUUCUGGACUCACUGAAACCGUCAAUGAUCACCCAACAAUCGAAGCAGUCGCGACACCUGAGAACUCCUCAAUCUCUUUUGGCGACGAUGAAGUGGAUGUGGGCUCUCAUAAUAGACCGGGUGUUGACGAAUUCGAUGAAGAUGAAUCCGACGCUAAGAGAUGGAAGCAGGAAAAAGACAGUGAUGUAUCUGGUUCAGCUAACAGGACUACUCUCAAAGAGCCGAGGGUGGUGGUUCAGACCAUGAGUGACAUUGAUAUACUUGAUGACGGAUUUAGGUGGAGAAAAUAUGGCCAGAAGGUCGUCAAAGGGAACCCUAAUGCAAGGAGCUACUACAAAUGCACCACCAGUGGCUGCCCAGUAAGGAAGCAUGUGGAGAGAGCGUCCCAUGAUCAGAGGGCAGUGAUCACUACCUACGAGGGCAAGCACAACCAUGAUGUCCCGGCAGCUCGUGGAAGCGGAGCACAGCUGGUCAACAGGCCUAACAUAAUUAACUAUAGCAACAUUAACAACGAUAACAAUAACAAUAACUUUUCUGUGGCUAUACGACCAUCGGCGACCACGAAUAAUCAUAAUCGACUCUUGACAAACUCUACCUUGAACACCAAACUUGAAGUGUCGCAGAACCAAUCUUCCUUUAGUACUCUUGACAUGAUUAAGAGUUCAGGGAGCUACGGGCUCUCUGAUUAUGAUAGUUCACUAAACUCUUCCUACAGGAAUUUGCAGCAGCAGCAGCAGCAACAGACACAAAUAGAAAGUGUUUUCUCCAAAACAAAGGGAGAACAAAGAGAUGAGUCAAUCUUCAUGUCUUUGAACUGAUUGUGUCGUAGUGGUUAAACCAGAGUGACAUGAUACUAGAUUUGUUCAAUUCGUUUUACUGUUUGAGGCCUUUUGAGCAACAGCCCGGCCUUUUUGUGUAUGUCUGUACUAAUUACACCAAUUAGAAAUUAGAAUAGUGGCUAGAGAAGACAAAGGAAUUUGGACAAGAACAAUCUGUAUUUUCAAUUGUUUUUAUUACAGAACAGAAAAAAAAAGCACAAGUUGGCAUCUGCUUAUAUAUAAUUAAUAAGUCUUGAGUUUCCCGACUA
Messenger RNA from Zingiber officinale, 1987 nucleotides. Its product is annotated as probable WRKY transcription factor 26. Gene Ontology annotation, molecular function: sequence-specific DNA binding; DNA-binding transcription factor activity. The coding region runs from base 84 to 1718 and encodes 544 amino acids. Lineage: Eukaryota; Viridiplantae; Streptophyta; Magnoliopsida; Zingiberales; Zingiberaceae. The record is from RefSeq and is a predicted model, not a curated record. Gene Ontology annotation, biological process: regulation of DNA-templated transcription. The transcript is spliced from 5 exons.